AUGGAGGAGCUGGUAGGGCUGCAUGAGGGCUCCUCAGGCAACCCUGUGACUCUUCAGGAGCUGUGGGGCCCGUGUCCCCGCAUCCGCCAAGGCAUCCGAGGGGUCUUGGAAUGGCUGAAGCAGAAGCUGUUCCGUGUGGGUGAAGACUGGUACUUCCUGGUGACCCUCGGGGUGCUCAUGGCCCUCAUCAGCUACACCAUGAGCUUCAUCGUGGGGCGUGUGGCCCGAGCACACAAGUGGCUAUACCGGGAGAUUGGAGAGGGCCACCUGCUCCGGUAUCUCUCCUGGGCCGUGUACCCCAUCGCCUUGGUCUCCUUCUCCUCGGGCUUCUCCCAGAGCAUCACGCCCUUCUCAGGAGGUUCUGGAAUCCCAGAGCUGAAGACCAUCUUGUCUGGUGUGAUCUUGGAGGACUACCUGGACAUCAAGAACUUCGGGGCCAAGGUGGUGGGCCUGACCUGCACCCUGGCCAGCGGCAGCACCAUCUUCCUGGGCAAAGUGGGCCCCUUCGUGCACCUGAGUGCGAUGAUGGCUGUCUACCUGGGCCGCGUGCGCAUCAUGACCACCGGGGAGCCUGAGAACAAGAGCAAGCAAAACGAAAUGCUGGUGGCAGCAGCGGCGGUGGGCGUGGCCACAGUCUUCGCAGCGCCCUUCAGCGGCGUCCUGUUCAGCAUCGAGGUCAUGUCUUCCCACUUCUCCGUCUGGGACUACUGGAGGGGCUUCUUCGCUGCUACCUGCGGGGCCUUCAUGUUCCGCCUCCUGGCCGUCUUCAACAGUGAGCAGGAGACCAUCACCUCCCUCUUUAAGACCACUUUCCGGGUGGACGUCCCCUUCGACCUGCCAGAGAUCUUUUUCUUCGUGGCGCUGGGGGCCAUCUGCGGCAUCCUGAGCUGCGCUUACCUCUUCUGCCAGCGAAUGUUCCUGGGCUUUGUCAGGACCAAUCCAUUCACCUCCAAACUGCUGGCCACCAGCAAGCCUCUGUACUCCGCCCUGGCCGCCCUGGUGCUCGCCUCCAUCACCUACCCUCCGGGCGUGGGCCGCUUCAUGGCUUCUCGGCUGUCCAUGAGGGAGCACCUGGACACACUGUUUGACAACAACUCGUGGGCACUGAUGACCCGGAACUCGUCCCCUCCCUGGCCUGCGGAGCCUGACCCCCAGAACCUGUGGUUCGAAUGGUACCACCCGCGGUUCACCAUCUUUGGGACCCUUGCCUUCUUCCUGGUUAUGAAGUUCUGGAUGCUGAUUCUGGCCACCACGAUCCCCAUUCCUGCUGGCUACUUCAUGCCCAUAUUCAUCUUUGGAGCUGCUACUGGGCGCCUCAUAGGGGAGGCCCUCUCUGUCGCCUUCCCUGAGGGCAUCGUGGCUGGAGGGGUCACCAACCCCAUUGUGCCCGGGGGGUAUGCCCUGGCAGGGGCUGCGGCCUUCUCGGGGGCCGUGACCCACACCAUCUCCACGGCGCUGCUGGCCUUCGAGAUGACCGGCCAGAUCGUGCACGCGUUGCCGGUGCUGAUGGCGGUGCUGGCGGCCAACGCCAUUGCCCAGAGCUGCCAGCCCUCCUUCUACGACGGCACCAUCAUUGUCAAGAAGCUGCCAUACCUUCCCUGGAUCCGGUGCCGAAAAAUCAGCUCCCAUCGCGUCAUUGUGGAGCACUUCAUGAACGGCAGCAUCACCACGCUGGCCAAGGACACCCCGCUGGAGGAGGUGGUCAAGGUCGUGACCUCCACGGACUUGGCCGAGUACGCCCUGGUGGAAAGCACAGAGUCUCAGAUCCUGGUGGGCACCGUGCGAAGGGCCACCUUGAUGCAGGCUCUCCACGCUGAGCCACUUUCCUGGGCUCCAGGACACCAACAGUGUCUCCAGGACGUCUUGGCCACGGGCUGCCCCGUGGAGCCAGUGACCUUGCAGCUGUCGCCGGAGACCUCCCUGCACCAGGCACACAACCUCUUCGAGCUGCUGAACCUUCAGUUCCUCUUCGUGACGUCCCGGGGCAGAGCUGUGGGCACUGUGUCCUGGGUGGAGCUGAAGAAAGCAAUUUCUAACCUGACAAAUCCACCUGCCCCAAAGUGA
Pteronotus mesoamericanus is the source of this 2064-nucleotide messenger RNA. It is a transcript of the gene CLCNKB, whose product is annotated as chloride voltage-gated channel Kb. The record is from RefSeq and is a predicted model, not a curated record. Gene Ontology annotation, molecular function: voltage-gated chloride channel activity. NCBI's taxonomy places the organism in Eukaryota, Metazoa, Chordata, Mammalia, Chiroptera, Mormoopidae. Bases 1 to 2064 code for a protein of 687 amino acids. Gene Ontology annotation, cellular component: plasma membrane. The transcript has 19 exons. Gene Ontology annotation, biological process: chloride transport; transmembrane transport.